This is a messenger RNA of Candida dubliniensis CD36, 2277 nucleotides long. RefSeq names its product translation initiation factor eIF3 subunit b (gene PRT1). Gene Ontology annotation, cellular component: eukaryotic translation initiation factor 3 complex. Gene Ontology annotation, biological process: translational initiation. The transcript has a single exon. Bases 1 to 2277 code for a protein of 758 amino acids. Lineage: Eukaryota; Fungi; Ascomycota; Pichiomycetes; Serinales; Debaryomycetaceae. Gene Ontology annotation, molecular function: translation initiation factor activity; translation initiation factor binding; RNA binding. The record is from RefSeq and is a predicted model, not a curated record.
AUGUCAAUUAAUGAAGAAGAUUAUCUUCAACUUGAAAAAGAAAUCAAAUUAGAUGAUAUUGAUUUUUCUGAUUUAGAAUCAAAAUAUGAAGUUAAUAAUAUUGGAUUAGAUAAUUAUAUUAUAGUUGAUGGAGCUCCAAUUGCCCCUGAAUCUAAAGUACCAAUUUUAAUUAAAGUAUUACGGAAAUUAUUUUCACAAGUUGGAGAAAUUUAUGAAGGAGAUGAAGGAAUUUAUAUGCCAUUAGAAAAUGGGAAAUCUAAAGGAUAUUUAUUUAUUCAAUUUAAAUCUAAUGAACUGAUUGAAUUAGCCAUUAAAAAAUUACAUGGGAAAAAAUUGGAUCAAAAUCAUCGAUUAUUAAUUAAUAAAUUAUCUGAUAUGGAAAAAUAUCAAGUUAAUGAAAAAUUUAUUAAUGAAGAAUUUAUUGAACCAAAAAUUGAAUCAUUUCAAAGUCAUGGAUAUUUAAAAUCUUGGUUACAAGAUGAACAAGGUAGAGAUCAAAUGAUUUUACAUUUUAAUGAAACCGUUGGGAUUUAUUGGAAUAAAAAAUCAAAUGAACCUGAAUCAGUUAUUGAACCAAGAAAAGGUUUUACAUCAAAAUAUGCAAAAUUUUCUCCAAAAGGAACAUAUUUAUUUUCAAUUCAUCCUCAAGGAAUUCAAUCAUGGGGUGGAGAAAAUUUUCAUAGUAUUAAAAGAUUUUUCCAUCAACAAGUUAGAUUAAUUGAUUUUUCUCCAAAUGAAAAAUUUAUGGUAACUUUAUCACCAAUUCCAAUUAGUUUACCCGAUUCAACUAUUGAUAGAGCUCAAUUUCCAUUUGGUCCAGAAAGUGAAGGUCAUAAAUUGGUUAUUUGGAAUAUGAUUACUGGUGAACCAAUGAGAACAUUUGCUUUACCACCUCAUUUAGAAGGUCAAAAAGAAAUGCCAUGGCCAUUAGUUAAAUGGUCUUUUGAUGAUAAAUAUUGUGCUCGUCAAGGUCCUGAUGCUUUAGCCAUUUAUGAAACUGAAUCUAAUUUUCAAUUAUUAGAUAAAAAAUUAGUUAAAAUUGAUGGUAUUCAAGAUUUUGAAUGGGCUCCUGCUGGAGUUAAAUUUCAUAAUACUAAUACUAAUAAUAAUAAUAAUAAAAAAACCAAUGAUGAUGGUGAUGGUGAUGGUGAACAUGUAUUAAGUUAUUGGACUCCAGAAAGUACUAAUCAAACAGCAAGAGUAGCUUUAAUGCAAAUUCCUUCAAGAGAAAUUUUACGUACAGUUAAUUUAUUUCAAGUUAGUGAUUGUAAAAUGCAUUGGCAAUCUAAUGGGAAAUUAUUAUGUGUUAAAGUUGAUCGUCAUACUAAAUCAGGUAAAACAAUUUUUUCCAAUUUAGAAUUUUUCAAAAUUAAUGAAAAAGAUAUCCCUGUGGAAAAAUUAGAAUUAAAAGAUGUAGUAGUUAAUUUUGCUUGGGAACCAAAUACUGAAAGAUUUAUUACUAUUAGUAGAUUAGAUGAUGGUAAUCCAAAUCCUGCCAUUCCUAAAAAUACCAUUUCAUUUUAUGCACCAGAAACAACUAAAACUAAAACUGGAAAUAAAAAUACUAAUUUGAAAAAGAAAGGUGUUGGUGCUGCUUUUACAAACCAACAACAACAACAACAACAACAACAACAACUGUCUUCAAAAUAUAAGGCUUAUACCAAAAUUGAAAAUAAACAUUCAAAUACAAUUUUUUGGUCACCAAAGGGAAGAUAUGUUGUUAUUGCCACUAUUUCAAGAACUUCUGGAGAAUUGGAAUUUUUUGAUGUUUCAUUUGAUGAUGAAAUUAAUAAAAAAUCAUUACCUGCUAAUGUUAAAUUAUUGAAAACUGAUAAAUUUGCUGGAAUGACUAAUAUUUCUUGGGAUCCAUCAGGGAGAUUUGUUGCAGCAUGGUCAACUUCUUGGUUACAUGCUAUUGAUAAUGGUUAUAGACUUUAUGAAUUCACGGGUAAUUUAUUAAGAGAUGAUUCAAUUGAUCAAUUUAAAGAUUUUGUUUGGAGACCAAGACCACCAACUUUAUUAACUAAUAAUGAUAAAAAGAAAGUUAGAUCCAAUUUACGUGAAUAUAGUGCCCAAUUUGAAGAAGCUGAUGCUAUGGAAGCUGAUGCUGCUGUUAAAGAAAUCAUUUUGGCUCGUAGAAAAGCUUUAGAAGAUUGGAGAAAUUAUCGUGCUAAACAUAUUAGUAAACAAGGUAAUUCCAAAAAUGAAGUUCAAGCAGAAAUUAUUGAAGAAAUUAAAGAAGAAAUUAUUGAAGAAAAAGAAGAAAUUGUUGAAUAA